Messenger RNA from Bemisia tabaci, 2913 nucleotides. Lineage: Eukaryota; Metazoa; Arthropoda; Insecta; Hemiptera; Aleyrodidae. The record is from RefSeq and is a predicted model, not a curated record.
GUUUGUUUAUAACCUCAAAACUUUGUGAUAAGGUAAUAAUAUCUGCGAUUAUCGUCUGCAAAAAUCUAGUUUUACUUAGUUUUCUAAAUUGUACGGUGGCCGGCAAGUGAAUCAAUAAAAAAUUACAUAAUUUCCAAGUCCAAACUGCAUCAAUGCUUGCUCACAGCUUGUAUUGAUACUUUAAAUUUUAUCGGUCAUCACCAUGGCCUCAGGGAACGAAGAUGAGAGUAGUCAGAAGAAAACAGAAAAAUCAGCAUCCAAGGCUGAAAAUGAGAAUCCAGCAGUAACUAAAUCAGACUCAGAAAAAUCUAGUGAAAGUGCAGCUGCUAAAGGCUCCUCUGGGAUUGAAUCAUCAAUGACUGCCUCUCAAGAAGAAAAAGACAGUGUAGAAAAAAAGUCCUCCGGUUGCAACACUUCAGAAGAUGCAAAGACUGAAGAGCGGGACGGUAACUGCUACUGUGGCAAGGAGCGAAAUUUAAACAUUAUCGAGCUGUUGUGUGUCCAUUGUAACAGAUGGUACCAUGAAUCUUGUAUUGGAUAUCAGCUAGGAAAAAUUGUUCCUUUUAUGAUGAAUUACACGUUUGUGUGCAAAAACUGUUCUCCUACAGGGCUUGAAAGCUUCAGAAAAACACAAGCUUUGUUUCCACAAAUGUGUGUCACCGCUAUAGCAAAUAUGAUGCAAGCUAGUGUUAAAGAAGGAAACCCUCGGGUAAAAUUCUCAAAAGACCGAGAUAUUAUACCUUUCAUCGAAGCUCAUUGGGAAGGCAUGACCACCAUUGCUCGUCGAGUUACACAGUCUUGGCAUUCAACGAUUUUGAAAUGUCUUAUGAAAGAAACAAAGCUACUUUUUAACGCUGAAGAGGACUCAUCAGAGGACGGCCCUCUGUACAGUCUAGUUGUGCCAGAUUUAACCCAAAUCAGACCCAGCUAUGAUGAAAUCAAAACGAAAGGCGGAGGUGUCACCCCAGGUGGAGGUGGCAUGAAAGGCAGAGGUGGCAAACGGAAACUAGCAGACACUGGACAGGGUGGGGGGAAAAAAGGUAGACUCGCUGGAGACGUCAAUGCUCCCAAAUUACCUGCUCACGGUUACCCUCUGGAACACCCGUACAAUAAAGAUGGCUACAGAUAUAUUCUUGCAGAGCCAGAUCCUCACGCACCGUUUCGUCAAGAGUUCGAUGAAUCAAGCGAAUCAGCUGGGAAGCCAAUUCCUGGUUGGCUGUACCGUACUUUAGCUCCAAAUAAAGUAUUCUUGGCAUUGCACGAUCGUGCACCACAAUUACGAGUGGCUGACAACCGAUUAAAGGUCACUGGUGAAAAAGGAUACUGUAUGAUUAGAGCAACUCAUUGUGUGAACAGAGGCGUAUGGUAUUAUGAAGCGACCAUCCAAGAAAUGCCAGAAGGUUCGGCUACCAGGAUUGGAUGGGGACAAGAAUAUGCCAAUCUACAAGCUCCGCUAGGUUACGAUAAAUUUGGUUACUCGUGGCGAUCAAGGAAAGGCACCAGGUUUCAUGAAGGACGCGGAAAACAUUAUAGUCCAGGAUAUGGAGUGAACGAUGUACUAGGUUUUCUAAUUAUACUUCCAGAAGAAGAAAGCACGAGUUAUUUGCCUCCCACCUAUAAAGACAGGCCUCUUGUAAAGUUCCGAAGUCAUCUGUACUAUGAAGAGAAAGACCAAGUAGCCGAAACUUUAAAACAACUACAUCCCCUGCAAGGCAGCAAAAUUGUGUUCUUUAAAAAUGGACAGUGUCAAGGGGAUGCAUUUUUAGAUAUUUAUGCAGGAGCGUACUAUCCAGCCGUAUCACUGUACAAGUCAUGCUCAGUCGUAGUAAAUUUUGGUCCUGAUUUUGAACAUCCUCCUCCCAAAGAACAGUACAGCUAUCGAGGGAUGCAUGAAAAAUCAGAAGAAUCGAUUUGUGAACAAGUUCUAAGUGAUCUAAUGUACUUGGUUCAGAAUGAAGGAAAGUUAAGACUGGAUAGCUUUUAAAAAUUUAAAUCAGUUGCCUCCAUGAUAUGGUUAAAAUGACAUCUUAAUCACUGUUUACCUAAUUUACGACAGAAUUCAGUCCAGCUGUUCAUGUUAACUUUUCUACUUUAUGAGUUGGAUAGUCUCUGUGUUCAUGCUAAGGACACAACAACAAAAAAGUCAUCUAUAUGCUUUAAAUCACUGAAAAAGUAUUUUGGGAGUGUUGUUUUCAUUUUUUACAAUUACUCCCAUUUCAUGUAUCAUGAAGAAAUUUUCAAAUAAUCAAGUUGUAUAUUCCCUCCCAGGUUUCUCAUUGCACUGAACGUUUGAUAAAACCUACUUCAAUCUUAGUCAAGUGUUAACAUGAUUGCAUAUUUUAGAGUUUGUGAUAUUUUUCUUUACCAAUCAUGAGUAAGAAACUGAAAGCAAGCGGCUCAUGCAACAAAAAAAGUCAGUAAUUUUGAAUUUUAAUUAUAUGAGUAAUUUUUUUCAGAUUCUGUUGUUCUCUGACAUAAGGAGGGGGAUGCUAGUAUCCUUGUUUUAUUUUAGGCCCCUAGGAACGAGCUUGAUGAGUUUGGAAGUCAUUUUUUUUCGUUAGAAUUUGAAUUUCACAGUGACUAAACGUAAAUUAAUAAAAUUGAAUCCUUGGUAAGCCAGAGCAAAGUUGAAGGGAGCAAACAUCAAAUAUAAGGUUUGAGUGCAUCAAUAUGCGUAUUCAAUGAAAAAAACCUGGUGCAUUCUGCAAAAUGAAAGAGGGGGGGGGGGUAAGAAAAAAACAAAAAUUAAAUUUUCACUUUUGGUCUCAAAUUAUACUUGUAACCUUGAUUUUGUACAAAUGGAAACAGUGCCCCCAUGUCCAGUGAGCCUCACUCGCUCCCUUGUAAUUUUGAAUGUAAAUGUAAGAUUUUUUCUUUUUUUUAAGAAUGAUAAAUUUUUUCUUUUUUAUAAAA